UUCAUUUGUAUUACGGACCAGAAACAAAAUGGCCGCGGCGAGAAAAAAAUAUACGUUUACAUGAAAAAAACUGUUAUUUAAAAGUGAAAAAACUUGUUAGUGAAUUCAAAAUACUGUUUGAAAGUGUACCCUAGUAAUUUAUUAAGACUGUAGUGCUAAAAUAGUUUAGUUUUAAAAGUGAUUUCGUUGGCAAAACCCGAAUAACGACAUGCAGUCGUCAAGCGUAGGUGGUACCUAUCAAGGGUAUCAGGGCUACCCAUACGUGAGACCAAUCGUCACCGAAAUACCGACUGUCGAUGCACAAACAGUCACGAUAGUCCAGCCCCCAAGCCAAGCGAGCAACCCCUACCCUCGAUACCAAGGAUACCCAUACGUGAACCCCAUAGUAACAGAUGUUCCUACAGUUGACCCUCAAACAGCAGCGAGAUGGGCCAACCUACCACGAAGACCAUUACAGACUGAUGGACCCAGAGCCGGCACGAGCUAUGGAUCUACUAGUCCUCAGACGCCCACAAGACCCAACACAUCAGGGAAUGCAGAGGCCACCAAACGGGACAUCGAUGAGACCCCAGUGGUCUACAUCGAUAUGCCUGAAGCUGGCAGCGAAGUAUCACAGAGCAUCGUCACCCCUACUGAUAAUGAGCCGGAAUUCGUACAGGACACAAUCAUGUACGAUCCGUUUGAAAACCGAAGAAUUGACGUUGUGAAAGAUGAAACAAGAUCUGGAGCGUCUUCCGAGUCAGGAUCUUCAAGUUCAUUACAUCAUCAGGCUGUUAGGCCGAACACCUUGAAUCUAGCUGGAGCUAGCUCAAGUGCAGAGACGCCAGGCUCUUCAUCAUCAAGGCAAACUCCACUAAUGCCAAGUUUUUUGGCUAAGGAGAGUCAAGUAUAUGGGGGGAAUACUUCAGAUGGCUUUCCUUUAUCACCCAUUCCCAUUUCGGAGUUUCCAGAGCCGCCUCCAGCUUAUACGGAGACUGCUGUUGCUCAAUCUCCGUCUCCAACGAGAGAGCCUGCUAGAGAGACGCCCAGAGAACCCAUUCUGGAACCUUUACGAGUGGAGUCUGUAAGGAGAGAACCGGUGUAUUCUCCUGCACCUAUGACGCAGGUUAUCACUUCAAAUUACUCCAGUCCAGUGACAAAUCUUCCUCUAUCAGCGAUGAACUAUGAACGGAAGAACCUGAUCUGCCACCAUUGUGGUUCUAGAGUGCAUACGCUGGUCGUCAAGGAAAAUGGGCCCUUGACACAUGUUAUAGCCUGCGUUCUCUUCUUUAUGUUUCCCCUCUCAAUUUUCUGCGUUUACUGCACUGACUACUUUAAAUACAACAACCACUACUGUCCGAGUUGCAACAAUCAAAUCGGUUACGUGUCUCCUGUAGUGGGUAAAAAGGUUAAUUAUAUCACAUAAGCUAGUCUGUUCAUCUUUAGUUGAAGUAAUAUUAAGAUAUAAGUAUGUAUGUAUGUAGGUAGGUACAUUAGACAUCGUAGUAUUAAAAGCUGAGA
Messenger RNA from Spodoptera exigua (beet armyworm), 1500 nucleotides. The record is from the annotation of a GenBank genome assembly. Lineage: Eukaryota; Metazoa; Arthropoda; Insecta; Lepidoptera; Noctuidae.